AAGUCACAGUUAAAAUGCAUGCGGCAAGUCCUGUCUGAUGUGGGAUUACGGAGUUUUUAUUCGCCCCUUUUUCUUCACCAUGUUCGAACUUUGGUUUUGGCUCUUUUUUCGAGAUGAUGCUGCUUAUUUCAGGAAGAAUACCGGAUCCUGCUCACUGCCUGGCACGUUAUUAUUGGCCUGAAUGAGACUGUCCUCUCCGAUCGCUUUGGUUUAUGGAGCUAAACACCGAGGAGACUUGACUUUAAGGAUUUUUUUUUUGACAGCCAAAACGGAAGGGCGGGCGGUGAAAUCCAUGUUUUCUGUGAGCUUGGAGGAAAAAGAAGGCGCACAGCCGUGAUUUUUCGGGAUGCUUUGGCGUUUACCGGGAUCAGAACGAUGACACCUCAUACUGGUACCUACUGCACUUGAGCGAGCUGGGGCAUCCUCUCCCAGGAAAAAUGCAUAUCUGGAUCCUAAAAAUAAUCCUUCUGAUUGCAUCAUCUCUGAGGCUGGUCGAGAUGUAUGACAAUUAUGGGGAGAUCUGUCGAAACCUGUGUACGUGCGAAGAGAAGGAAGGGGUCCUGACGGUGAGCUGCGAGAACCGGGGGAUCAUCCGGCUGACGGAGAUCAGCCCGGUGCAUUUCUCCAUGUACCACCUCCUGCUGACGGGGAACCUCCUGAAGAAGCUGUCGGUCAACGAUUUCAUCAACUACACUGGGGUGACCAUCCUGCACUUGGGGAACAAUGAUAUCUCAGAGAUCGAGUCGGGUGCCUUCAAUGGACUCCAGGGAUUAAAACGUUUGCACCUGAACAACAACAAGAUCGAAGUUUUAAGGGAUGACACUCUGGCAGGGCUGGAGAGCUUGGAAUAUCUCCAGAUUGAUUAUAACUACAUCACUAAUAUAGAGCCCAACGCCUUGAGCAAACUACACCAAUUAACAGUCAUGAUUUUGAACGACAACCUCCUCUCUUUCAUGCCCCCUAAUAUUUUCCGGAAUGUCCCCCUUACGCACUUGGACCUAAGGGGGAACCGGUUAAAAGUGUUCCCCUACAUCGGCCUCUUGGAGCACAUGGACAAAGUUGUGGAAUUACAGCUGGAGGAGAAUCCUUGGAAUUGCUCGUGCGAGCUGAUCGCUCUGAAGGCUUGGCUGGAGAGUAUAGCUUACACGGCGCUAGUAGGGGAGGUGGUGUGCGAGACGCCGUUCAGGCUCCACGGUAGAGACCUGGACGAGGUCUCCAAGCAGGAACUCUGUCCGAGAAGACCCCCAGAAGACACGGUGAGGCCUGCGCCUCCGAGCAGCACCAAUGGAUACUACCAGACCACGCCUGCUGCCGUCACGGCCUCCGCGACCUCCUCGGCAGUUUUUAGGUCGUCAUCUAGGCCUACCAAGGGCACAAGGCAAUUCAACAGAACUAGGUUAAAGCCCACGUCACGAAUACCAGGUGGCAACCCUUACAAUUAUGGCCCAAUGAUUUCUUUUCAGACCAAAUCUCCUGUGCCUUUGGACUGUCCCACUGCCUGCACUUGUAACCUGCAGAUCUCUGAAAUUGGGCUUAAUGUCAACUGUCAAGAGAGAAAGAUUGAGAGCAUUUCUGAUCUAAAACCCAAGCCAUACAAUCCUAAAAAGAUGUAUCUCACUGGAAAUUACAUCCCUGUGGUGCGGAGAUCAGAUUUUGUUGAUGCCACUGGAUUGGAUUUGCUUCACUUGGGUAACAACAGGAUAAGUCUUAUACACGACCGGGCUUUUGGGGAUUUAACCAACCUGCGUAGGCUGUAUUUAAAUGGUAAUCUCAUGGACAGGCUGACAGGAGAGAUGUUUUUUGGUUUGCAGAACCUGCAGUAUCUUUAUUUAGAAUACAACAAAAUCAAGGAGGUCGACGCGGGCACCUUCCGCUACCUCCCUAAUCUCCAGCUGCUUUUCCUCAACAAUAACCUCCUGAAAACCUUACCUGUGGGCAUCUUUUCCAGCCUUUCCCUCUCUAGGCUUAACCUACGUAACAACCAUUUCCAGAACCUGCCUGUGAGUGGGGUUUUAGACCAGCUGAAGCUGUUAUUGCAGAUAGAUUUGUUCGAAAACCCUUGGGACUGCUCUUGCGACAUAGUAGGGAUGAAGAUAUGGCUGGAGCAGUUGAACGCAGGGACUGUCGUGAACGAGGUGGUUUGCGAGACGCCAAGGCGCCACGCCGGUAUGGACGUACGCUCGAUUCAGUCGGAGCAGCUCUGCCCGGACUACUCGGACACCUACGUUUCGCCGACUCCCCCGACGGAGGAGCCCAUGGACGACCGAGUCGUCACCACAAGCGCCCCGCAGAAGAUCGAAACGCCCAGCAGCACCGUCCCGCUCUCCGUCCUCAUCCUCAGCCUCUUGCUCGUCUUCAUCAUGUCUGUCUUUGUGGCGGCCGGGCUCUUCGUCGUGGUCAUGAAAAAGCGCAAAAAGUCUCAAAGUGACCGCACUAGCACCAACAACUCAGACGUGAGCUCGUUUAACUUGCAGUACAGCCUGUACAGCAACAGAUCGGGCCCUAAAGUGAAGGCCCCGGCAGGCCACGUCUACGAGUACAUCCCCCACCCUAUGGGUCACAUGUGCAAAAACCCCAUUUACAGGUCACGGGAGGGGAACACAGUGGAGGAUUACCGUGACCUCCAUGAGCUCAAAGUCACAUAUAGGAGUACGCCGGAUGAAGAGAGGGAUAGCAGUGCGAUGCGGAGCCCAGCAUACAGCGUUAGCACCAUUGAGCCACGUGAAAACCCCUCCCCUGUGCAGGAUGCCGACCAUUUCUUCAGAGGCAUCCUGGAGCCGGAUAAGCAGCCCCCUCACCAGUCAAUGGCAUCCAUUCCUGCAGGUGCCAAUUUAGAGUACAAGUACACAGGGCCUGUGUCGUACACGUACAACCCAAAUUUUGAUGUCAGACGUCAGUUCUUGCACCCGGAGAGGAUAAGAGAAACGGUGCUCUACGGCACAGCACCCAGUACUGUUUAUGUGGAGCCCAACAGGAAUGAAUACCUGGAGCUUAAAGCGAAACUCCAGUCUGAGCCCGAUUACCUCGAAGUUCUUGAGAAACAGACCACCUUUAGCCAGUUCUGAGCGACAGAAUCCCUAAUGAAGCAUUUUGACCCUCCUUGAAAUAAACAGUUUUUAAGGGUGCCUUGGCACGACACAAACAAAGCAAAAGCAAAGGAAACGGGGUGUGCCGAACAAUCUUAUUCUUAUUUCUGAAACAUGACAUUACAGGAAUGGAUACAGCUUUCUGAAACAUGGAUGAACAACUACUUAACUGAUGAUGCAAAAUCUAUUUUUCUAUGGUGAAGAUCGAAUAACACACAAAAAUGUACAGGUAAAUCUUACCCAAAACGUUCAUUUUCAGGAAUAUAACCAUACAUAAGGUAUAUUGUGAAUCAGAAAAGAAAUGUUUAUAAGAAUCACUCCUGGACAAAAACACUGUACAGCAGAUCAUCAAACUGUGUAGGACUAUUUUCUGCUGUAGUCUGUAAGUAAGUAUUUAUUGAUAUAAUCUGCCAUGUCUUUUCAAAACUUUUGAUUCUACAUCAAUAUUACCUGUGUCAUCAUACUCCAUGAUCCUCUGGAAAGGCUUCUGUUUGUAGUUUCAUUUACUGUAGCUCUGCAUUGUAAAAGUGGCUUUUUUUGAGAGUGGCACACCCCCAAAAAUGUUCAAAAAAGACUGCGUCAUUUGAAGAAGAUUAAAAAAAAAAAGAAGUGUCUUUGUAUGCUUUCUGCACUUUUUGGAAAUUGGAAGGCGAUGUCAGCCUUCGAUGAGCUCUC
Cheilinus undulatus (humphead wrasse) is the source of this 3761-nucleotide messenger RNA. RefSeq names its product SLIT and NTRK-like protein 5 (gene slitrk5). NCBI's taxonomy places the organism in Eukaryota, Metazoa, Chordata, Actinopteri, Labriformes, Labridae. Gene Ontology annotation, molecular function: protein binding. The coding region runs from base 438 to 3065 and encodes 875 amino acids. Gene Ontology annotation, cellular component: membrane. Gene Ontology annotation, biological process: axonogenesis; positive regulation of synapse assembly; regulation of presynapse assembly. The transcript is spliced from 2 exons. The record is from RefSeq and is a predicted model, not a curated record.